CUCAAAACAAGCAGAAGAGAAACUAUUUUAUCAGAGUACCAUAUGGAGAGAAGGGAAGAAGAGAAUGGCAGAGCUCUCUGGAGGCAAGUACCGUUUAUUUUACUUUUGUCAUUCUCCUGCUGGGCUGCCUCAGAGCAGAUUCGCUAUUCAAUCCCUGAGGAGAUGGCAAAGGGUUCCAUUGUGGGGAAUCUGGCCAAGGAUCUGGGGCUGAAUGCCAGGGAACUACCAAGGCACAAUCUGCAUGCUGUCUCUGUGAAUAAAAUUCAAUAUUUCAGUAUCAAUGCAGAGAAUGGAAACCUCUACAUAAAUGAUAGAAUAGAUAGGGAGGUAAUAUGUGAUACAACUCCACUCUGCCUUCUUAAUUUUGAGAUUGUGAUUGAAAAUCCUUUAAAUAUUUUCCAUAUAGUUGUCACAAUUCAGGAUAUUAAUGAUAAUAUCCCACAUUUUUUGAAAAGCAAUAUCAAGUUGGAGAUAAUUGAAUCCACUUUAACAGGCACCCGAUUUCCCCUCGGGAAGGCCGAAGAUCCUGAUAUUGGGAUGAAUUCUCUCCAGAAUUACCAGCUCAGCCCCAAUCCAUUUUUUGCCUUGGAUAUUAAAGAGAGUCAAGAUGGAAAUAAAUUAGCAGAUUUAGUGUUGCAGAAAACACUGGAUCGAGAAAGUGAACAGAAACUUCACUUAACUCUUACAGCCAUAGAUGGAGGUGAACCAAGAAAAACUGGUACUGUUCAGAUAUGGAUUAAUAUCACUGAUGCCAAUGACAAUCCACCCAUUUUCACUCAAGAGAUAUAUAAGGCUAGUCUAAAGGAAAAUGUUAUAGUUGGAUCCUUUAUAGUUCAGGUUGUAGCUUCUGACAAUGAUGAGGGUUCAAAUGCUGAGAUAACGUACUAUUUCAACAACAUCCCAGUGAAUGCCUACAAGAGAUUCAGACUGCAUCCAAACACAGGCACAAUCACUCUUAUGGAGCCAUUGGACUUUGAGGAAACUAAGGAAUAUACUAUGACAGUUGCAGCAAAAGAUGGUGGUGGAUUAGAGACACAUUGCAAAGUUGAAAUAAGGGUCCUUGAUGAGAAUGACAAUUGUCCUGAUAUAAGCUUGGUUUCCUUGUUUAGUCUAGUCUCUGAAGAUUCUCCACCUAAAACCUUAAUUGCUCUGAUCAAUGUAAAUGACAAAGAUACUGGUGACAAUGGAAAGGUUACUUGCUAUUUACAAGAUGACUUGCCCUUCAAGAUUCUACCCUCAUCAAACAAUUACUACAAGCUCCUGACAGACAGUGCCCUGGACAGAGAAAGAAACCCUGAGUAUAAUAUUACCAUCACAGCCAGUGACAGAGGAACCCCACCUCUUUCCUCACACAAAACCAUCUUCCUUCAGAUCUCUGAUAUCAAUGACAAUGCCCCAGCCUUUGAGAGAUCCUCCUACAGCAUCUAUGUGCCAGAAAACAAUCCUUCUGGAGCCUCCAUUUUCAGUAUGAAAGCCUCUGAUCCAGAUGUGGACCAAAACGCACGGAUCACCUACUCCAUCCUCAACAGCAACAUUGAGGAGCUCCCCAUCUCCUCCUAUAUCUCCAUUAAUUCCGAGACGGGCACACUCUACGCCCAGCGGUCCUUCGACUAUGAACAAUUCAGGGAGUUCCAGCUGCAAGUGAAGGCCCAAGACGCUGGCUCUCCCCCUCUCAGCAGCAAUGUCACAGUGAGGGUGUUCAUUCUGGAUCGGAAUGAUAACAGCCCUCGUAUCCUGUCCCCUUCACAAGAAGCCAAAGGCUCAGCCUUGUUUGAGAUGGUGCCUCGUUCGGCCGAGGCGGAUUAUCUUGUGACAAAGGUGGUGGCCGUGGAUGCUGAUUCUGGACACAACGCCUGGCUCUCCUACCACCUGAUCCAAGCCACGGAGCCAGCGCUCUUCACUGUCGGUUCUCACACUGGUGAGAUCAGGACAGCAAGGGCCUUUGUGGAGAGAGAUGCUGUGAAGCAGAGACUAGUGGUUGUGGUGAAGGAUAAUGGGCAGCCACCUCUCUCGGCCACCACUACUCUGAACCUGGUGUUUGCUGAGAACUUCCAGGAGGCCCUUCCCGAGAUGAAAAACCAGCCGAGCAGCUCCGACUAUCAGUCUGAUCUCCAGUUCUAUUUGGUGCUGGCCUUAGCUGUGAUGUCAUUCCUCUUCCUCUUGACAGUGAUUCUGGCCAUUAUGACGAAGCUGCGACACUCAGGGAAUCCCCAGUUCCUGCAGUGCUUUGGUCCCGUUCCCCAUUCCAAGGCCGGUGCCGUGUUUCCACCUAAUUUUGAAGAUGGGACUUUGCCUUAUUCCUACCAGCUUUGUCUCUCGUCAGAAUCCAGGAAAAAUGAGUUUUCCUUCCUGACUCCCAACGCUCAGAUUUCAGACAAUAUUCUUAGCGGAGAGAAAUGUUCUGUGCCUUUUACAGGCAACAGUGGAAACCCAUUAAAUUCAGAAAUUGUUAAUGGUGUCAAGAUCCAUUACUCAAUUCCUGAGGAAAUGGAAAUAGGUUCUGUUGUAGGGAAUCUUGCCAAAGAUUUGGGACUGACUACUGGAAAAAUAACAAACUACCAUCUGCAUUUCCUAUCUUCAGAUAAAAAUCAGUAUUUCAUUAUCAACACAGAAAAUGGAAAACUUUAUGUAAAUAGCAGGAUAGAUAGAGAAGGAAUAUGUGGGAGAAAUGCAGUUUGCCAUAUUAAUUUUGAAGUGAUGGUUGAAAGCCUCAUUAAUAUGUUCCAUAUAACUGUAGAGAUCCAAGACAUCAAUGAUAACACACCACAUUUCUUAAACGGGGAUAUCAAACUAGAGACAAGUGAAUUAACUUUGCCGGGAGCCCGAUUUGUGCUUGGAUGUGCCAAAGAUCCAGAUAUUGGAAUGAAUUCUCUCCAGAAUUACCAUCUCAUGCCUAAUCAGUAUUUCACACUGGAAGCUAGAGAGAGAGAAGAUGGAAAUAAAUACGCUGAAAUAGUACUGAAUAAACAGUUGGAUCGAGAAAGAGAAAGCAGUUUCCAUUUAAUCCUUAUGGCAUUGGAUGGAGGGAAGCCUGCCAAAACAGGGACUACCAAAAUAUGGAUUAAUGUCAUUGAUGCCAAUGAUAACUUACCUAUCUUUACUCAAGAAGUCUACAAAGUCACCUUGAAAGAGAAUGCUCCCAAAGGAUCUUUAUUAGUACAGGUAAAAGCCACAGAUAAAGAUGAAGGUUCAAAUGGCCAGAUUAGCUGUAAAUUUACCAACAUCCUUGAAAGCGCUUGGCAGAAGUUCAGUGUUAGUCCAAUGAAUGGAACAAUUACAAUUAUGGAAACCUUGGAUUUUGAGGAAACCGAGAAAUACACUAUAACAGUAGAAGCAAGAGAUGGAGGUGGAUUAGUGGCUCACUGUAACAUUGAAAUAAAGAUAUUGGAUGAGAAUGACAAUGCCCCAGAAGUUCUUCUUGCCUCUUUAUCCAGCCCAAUACCUGAAGAUUCUGCAACAGGAACUCUGGUAGCCCUUUUCAAUGUAAACGAUAGAGAUUCUGGGGAUCAUGGGAAAGUUACUUGCCAUUUAAAAGAUGCUUUGCCAUUCAAAAUAGUAUCGACCUCCAAUAACUUCUAUAAGCUUCUUACAGAAGGUUCCUUAGACAGAGAACACACUGCAGAAUACAAUAUCACUAUCACAGCCACUGACAACGGGGCACCGCCUCUUUCCACAGACAAAACCAUCUCAGUUCAGAUUUCCGAUAUUAAUGAUAACUCCCCUGCCUUUGAGAAAUCCUCUUACACCGCCUACGUGCCAGAGAACAAUCCUUCAGGUUCCUCCAUUUUCAGGGUCAAAGCCUCAGACACAGAUUUGGGCACGAUCUAUGCUCAGCGCUCCUUUGACUAUGAACAAUGCAGGGAGUUUCGACUGGUAGUGAGGGCACAAGAUGGCGGCUCCCCGCCCCUCAGCAGUGACGCCUCAGUGGCAGUGUUUAUCCUGGACCAGAAUGGCAAAAGCCCUCAAAUCCUUUAUCCAUCUCAAGGGGUACAGGGAUCAGCCAUGUUUGAGAUGAUGCCACGCUCAGCAGAGGAGAGUUAUCUGGUGACGAAGGUGGUGGCCGUGGAUGCUGACUCCGGACACAACGCUUGGCUCUCGUACUAUCUGCUGCAAGCCACUGAGCCAGGGCUCUUCUCAAUCGGGUCCCAUAACGGUGAGAUCAGGACAUCACGGAUGUUUUCGGAAAGAGAUGCCGUGAAGCAGAAGCUAGUAAUCUUAGUAAAGGAUAAUGGGCAGCCACCACUCUCUGCUACCGUUAGUCUCAACCUGGUCUUUGCCGAAAACUUCCAAGAGGCCCUUCCGGAAAUGAACAACCAAUUCAGUGGCUCAGAGAAUCAGUCUGAUCUCCAGUUCUACUUGGUACUUGCCUUGGCUUUGAUUUCAUUCUUAUUCCUCUUGACGGUGACUCUUGUGAUUAUGAUGAAGCUUCGACAGUCGGGGAAUCCCAAAUUCCUACAGUGUUUUGGUCCUGUCCCCCAUUCAAACAAUGCUGUGAUAUUCCCACCAAAUAAUGAGGAAGGGACAUUGCCAUAUUCCUAUCAGCUUUGUCUCUCUUCAGAGUUUAGGAAAAAUGAGUUCACCUGCCUGACACCCAAUAGUCAGGGUACAGAUAAUAGGUUUGUGCAUUUCACAGGCAAUGGAGAAAAUAAUUUAAAUUCAGAGAUGGAGGAUCGUGAAAAAUGUGGAAGCCGGAGACAGGCCGAAGGAGAUCCACUGGUGAUGCUUCCUACAGAGUCGUUGCUUCAUCGCUGCUGA
Molecule: messenger RNA, 4755 nt
Organism: Elgaria multicarinata webbii
Lineage: Eukaryota; Metazoa; Chordata; Lepidosauria; Squamata; Anguidae
Product: protocadherin gamma-B4-like
Exons: 4
Coding region: 43-4755 (1570 amino acids)
Biological process (GO): homophilic cell-cell adhesion
Cellular component (GO): plasma membrane
Molecular function (GO): calcium ion binding
Source: RefSeq, a predicted model, not a curated record